Pelagomonas calceolata is the source of this 3399-nucleotide messenger RNA. Lineage: Eukaryota; Pelagophyceae; Pelagomonadales; Pelagomonadaceae. The record is from the annotation of a GenBank genome assembly.
AUGAUGCGGCUCCUGCUCCUGCUCGCGGCCGCUACGCGGGCCAAGGAGCUCUCCUUCGGUCGAGACGGCGUCGAGCUCUUCCGACGCGUGUUUGAUGAGGACGCCCUGGAUAAAUUACGACGGGCCUGGGACGCCGUCGAGGCGAACGAGACGGUGGUGCAGAGCGACGUGCUCGAAGAGGGUUGUGUGGAGGCCGUCGCGCGGACGACGGCCGCGAGGGACCCGGGCCAGCGGAUCAUCCUAGCCGCGCGGUUGGAUAGAUCCAUGGAGGGCGACGCGCGGGGGCCCGUGCGCUGGGACGAGCCGCUCGUUGAUGGGGAGAGGCGGCUCGUGGAAGUGAUAAGGACGCCGCUCGACGACGUCACUCCUGAAAGAGCGGCGCUCGAGGUCUGGCCGGGCACGUUCCUCGAGCGAGACCGGCGGGCCCUGCGGCUCGCGGCCGCCAACGCGUCUCUAGGUGAAGAGGACCCCGUCGACAUCGACGACGAGCGCCUCGACGCGACCCUCGAGGACCACGUCAAGCGCCUCGCCGCCAAAACGAUCCCGCAGCGCGCGGGCGACGUGCUGGUUCUAAGGCCCGAGGUCUGGCGCCGGCGGCGCGCGCACCGCGCCGCUGCACAGACGCGGACGCUGGUUUGCGUCGUGGUCAGGGAAGGCGACGCCGACGGUUGCGCCGAGGAGCCGUGCGGCGCGACGCCGCUCGGGCGCUUGUUGGGGCUGCUCGAGGCGGACGGGCCCCCGCACGAGGACGAUCGGGACCUGUGGCGCGCGCUGCGGAACGGCACGCGGCGUUCGAUCGACGACGCGAACGCGACGGCCCUGGUCGAGUUUGUGCGCCGCGUCCAUUCAAUACCAACGCGGGUCGUGGUGGUCGAGGCCGUCGGUGCACACGCGCCGCGGCUCGCGGCGGUCCUGGAGGAGGCCGUGCGACGUAUCGUAGUCGCGCGGCCGACGGCGGCGGCGCUCGCGUGCGCGGAGCUGGACGACGCGGUCUGCGUCUCGUCGGUGGAAGAGGCGCUGGAGGCUUUGCUUGGUAUCGAGGAUCCGGUCCUCCUCGCGGUCCACGGCGACGCGGGCCUCGGCGAAGAGCUCUUAACUCACGUAGACGCGGAGCAGGUCUGGUUGGUGGGCGAGCGCGGCGUUCCGGAUCAACUCAAGCGCGCGGCCGAGGCCCGGACCUGCGCCCACGCGACGCCGAGAGGGGCUCCUUUGUCCCAUAUCCGCGCGGCGGUCGAGUGCGCUUCUCGCAUCUAUGGCCAGCGGGAGGUCGUCUGGAAGGAGGGGAGAGUCAACGAGGGGCUCUUCGGCGCCGUCGGGUACUUCGUGGAGCAUCAUAUAAGAUUGACGGCGCCCUGCCCGCACCAGGAGGUCAUGGGUUGGGCCGGUUGGACCUCGGAGACUGCAUUGGAGCGCUUCACGGGUUUUAUUGAGAAUGUCCAAGAGACCCACGCGCGCGCCUGUCGAGCCUGGGACGCGCUCUGCGCCUCGCCGGCGUUAUACGGAAAUGGCGUCGCGUUCGACGCGUGCUACGGGCUGCGGGGCGGCUACGGCCCGGCGCGCGCCGUGGCCUGCGUCGCGCACACAACAACUCAAACCUCACUCACGACGUGCGCCGGCCGGCACGUGGCGUAUGUCGGAGACGACGUCCACGACGACGACGACGACGAGCCCGAAAUUGAUACGCUCUGCCACGUCGGGUUCGGCGUGGCGCCGUCCGUGGCCGCCUGGCUCCACCACGACAUGGCCUGGACCGUCGUCGCGCUGGCGGCGCCGGCGCCGGGCCUUUGCGCGGACUUUGGAGAACUCGGCGAGCUCGAACUGUUGCGGAGGCUCCACCCCCACAGAAGCGUCCGCGCCUACUCCUUGAACGCGCCCGAGGCCGUCGUACGUGCGGCGUCGCAGGUGGCCUGCGACGUCGUCUACGUGGAUUUGAGUUCGGAGUACGACCACACGUCGAGCAAGACGGCGCGCUACUUCGCCAAGGCCGCGAAUUUAUUCAGAAACAACGCGUCGCAGCUCUGGCUGCCGCGGCGCGUCGCCGUGCGGCCGGGUAUCGACUGGGCCAAGUUGGAACCGCGCGCCGGCCGCGAGGCGAAUUGUAUAAACUACGCCGAGCUUAGAAACGGCGUCCUCUACCCGCAUGCGGGCCGGGCGGGCGCCUGCGCCUCGGUGGCGGCGCCGAGCUGGCUACGGGGCGGGCUCGACGCGUACGUGUAUACUGGAAAAAAGGCCGUGGAGCCUCUGAAAAAACAAACACCUCAACCCCCAGCUUCGCCGUCCGUAAAUACGGCGCGCUUCGUGCUGGUGGCCUGCGACCAUGAAAGCGACCCGCGCCGCGCGACGGAGGCCUUGGUGGCCGUGGCGUCGGCCGUCGCGAGCGCUCCACCCGAAGCGGACCUGAGUUUUUAUGUCUUGGCGAACGGCGGCGCCGCCGACGAACUGACGAGGCGCAUCCCGCGCGUCCUGGCGUUGGCCGACGAGCGCCGCGUCGUUCUACGGGUCACUGUUGGAGAAAUUGCGUGGCCCCCUUGGUUGGAGGAGGAGGCCGCGUCGCACUUCAAGCCCUGCGCCUGCGUGCGGUUGUUUUUGGGGGAGCUGCUUCCGUCGGAUUGGAAUGCGGGGAAGAUUCUGUAUAUAGACACGGACGUGCUGUUCGUCGCGGACCCCUUACAGAUCUACGCGGACGCCGUACAAAGUUUGAAUAACACAUUUGUCGCGGCGGCGGCGGAGCACGGCGAUGUUGUAACAUCAUCCGCCGACGCGUACUACAACGCGUCCGGUUCCCAUUUGCCGCGCGCGUGGCUCGACGACGGCGCCAAUACGGGCAUUUUAGCCUUGGAUUUAGAUAGAGCGCGGGCGACGAAUUUGUCAAUGUGGUUGGUGGACGCCCGGAAGGCCCUGGACGAUUCAGACAUUAGCGUGGACUUCGGGGACCAGGGCUGGCUCAACGCGCUCCUCGGGGGCGCGGCCCUCUACCUGCCGGAGGCGGGGCGGCUGCCCUGCCCGCUCAACUUCCGGACGGACUUCUGCCACCACGAUUUUUUGGAUGCGGAGCGGUGCGCCGCGGCGCCGCGUUUAUUGCACGCGCCGCGCGGCGCGCUCCACCUGGACUCGAUCUACGCGACGCCGGCGUUCCGGAUCCUGUCCGAGUUUGUGCGGGAGGUGGUCCGGGGCCGCGACCGCGAAGCCGCGCGCGCCGACGCGCUCGGGGCCUACGGCGCGCUGCUCUCGCGGCGCGCGGCCGCCGCGCCGCGCUGCGCCGAGGUCGCGGCCGUCGCCUCCGACGCGGCGCGCGGCUGGUUCCCUACUGCCUCCUAAGUUUGUGUGUCGUGUGAUUUGACUGUCUGUCCAUAAGACGGGUUUGCUCAACAACAACAAAACCUUAGAGCCCCUCGAUGA